GGGCAGUGUCAUACAGAACUCUCUGGGAGUCUGACUAACAGGGCAGUGUCAUACAGAACUCUCUGGGAGUCUGACUAACAGGGCAGUGUCAUACAGGCCUCUGGUUCCCCCUGGUGGCUGUUGGUGGGCUUUUAUAUCAAAAUCAUAUUGUCUUUCUGCUAUUCCCUCUCACCUGUAUGACUCUGUGUGUGUCGACUGUCCAGCAGUUGAGCCUACGGGGGAGGGGAACGGUAUGACUCUGCUGGUGGCUGUCCCCCUGCUGUUGCUCCUCUCUGUGGGUGUGUGUGGCCUGGUGCUGUGGCUCUGCUCCAGAUCACAUCACCACAGGCUUGGCUACAACAAGGACCGUGCCAUCACCAUGCUCAAGGUCCCCAGUGGGGCAGAUCCCACCUAUGGGGAUGUCUUUGAUGAGUUCUGUACCUCAGGCAGUGGGACUGGUCUGCCAUACCUGGUACAGAGGACCAUGGCUCGACAGAUCUCUCUGGUCGAGUGCAUCGGUAAGGGCCGGUAUGGAGAGGUGUGGAGAGGCACCUGGAUGGGAGAGAGUGUUGCAGUGAAGAUCUUCUCCUCUAGAGAUGAGCAGUCCUGGUUCAGAGAGACAGAGAUCUACAACACUGUACAGCUCAGACAUGACAACAUCCUGGGCUUCAUAGCAUCUGACAUGACGUCUCAGAACUCCACUACUCAGCUGUGGCUGAUCACCCACUUCCACCAGCUGGGUAGUCUCUACGACUUCCUCCAGUGCAGCAGCGUGGACCCAGAGGGCUGCCUAAGGAUGUGCCUGUCUGUAGCCUGUGGUCUGGUCCACCUUCACACAGAGAUACUCAGCUGCCAGGGCAAACCCGCCAUCGCCCACCGAGACCUGAAGAGCCGAAACAUCCUGGUCAAGAUGAACGGACAGUGCUGCAUCGCUGACCUGGGUCUGGCUGUGAUGCAUUCCCAGACCAGUGACUAUCUGGAUGUGGGGAACAACCCCAGAGUGGGAACCAAACGUUACAUGGCCCCAGAGGUCCUGGACGAGAGCAUCCGCAUGGACAUCUUUGAGUCGUACAAGCAGACAGACAUCUGGGCCCUGGGCCUAGUCCUCUGGGAGAUUUCCAGAAGGACCAUAGUAAACGGGAUAGUGGAAGAGUACCGUCCGCCCUUCUUUGACAUGGUGCCCUCUGACCCCAGCUUUGAGGAGAUGAAGAAGGUGGUGUGUGUGGACAAGCAAAGACCCUGUAUGCACAACAGGCUGCACUCCCACCCGAUCCUGUCUUCCAUUACCAAGAUAAUGAAGGAGUGUUGGUUCCAGAGCCCUCCAGCCCGCCUAACAGCUCUCCGUGUCAGGAAGACCCUCUCCAAGCUGGACCAGGACCAUGACUACCCCACAGAGAAACUCAAAAUGGAUCUGUAGGCCUCAACUCCAGAGCAGGACGGACGUCUAGACAAGCAGGACGUCUAGGCCUUAACAUAAGACUACAACCAGCACACCAACAUUAGGGCUGAUAGUCUUGUAUAGAGACUAUCGAUAUCCUUUGCUACUAUGUAAGACUCUCAGUGUCCCAUAUUUCUGGUGCCUCUUCCUAAAAGGCCCUCACCAACCGUCCGUAUACUGCCUGGAUCAUUUCAUCAGGAAUACGAUAGAAGAAUUUGAUGUAUUUGCUUUGGCAUAUUAAUUUGGCGAGAUCUGGAAUGAGACAAGCAUAAGCAUUGACAAAUAAGGACUUGGAUUUUAGAAGAGUUUACUGAAAGGACUUCCAUAGAACAUGGACAUUGUUUUCUCCUAGCGGCCCACAGGAUUGAGAGAUCAUCAGAGUUUGGUCCUUGUUAUAGCCUUAUCCUGUGAUGCUUUGGGGAUGGACGUGCUGUGCUGCCUUUGGAUCAGUGAGGCCUUGUGAUGUAUGAUCAGAAUGAUCACUACAAGCGGCCGUUAAUGUCUUGCUAGUGCCUUAUUUGUUUUGAUGCAGUAUACAUUUUGUAUAUCCUGGAAGCCUUUAGAGCUGACCAUAAACAGAACCCUGAUAAGGUGUUACUCAUGAUCAUAGUAUAAGCCCAGAGCUAAUGAAUUAGUUGUAUCUAGCAAUAGAAUAACGUAUCUUUCACCAGCAUUGGAUUUACUGUAAAAGCUGUUCAAAGUUAAAGUACCUAUGUAUAUUAUGAUAUUUAUGUAUUUCUAUUUGUCUUUUAUCUGAAAUUAUAUAUGCAAUACUUUCAGUGUAGAAAUACUAUCAUUAUCAUCACUACCAUUCAACAUUAAGGGAAUAAAAAACAUUACAUCGA
Molecule: messenger RNA, 2262 nt
Organism: Salvelinus sp. IW2-2015
Lineage: Eukaryota; Metazoa; Chordata; Actinopteri; Salmoniformes; Salmonidae
Product: activin receptor type-1-like
Exons: 7
Coding region: 233-1396 (387 amino acids)
Biological process (GO): angiogenesis; heart development; transforming growth factor beta receptor signaling pathway
Cellular component (GO): plasma membrane; BMP receptor complex
Molecular function (GO): ATP binding; transmembrane receptor protein serine/threonine kinase activity
Source: RefSeq, a predicted model, not a curated record